Molecule: messenger RNA, 1491 nt
Organism: Erigeron canadensis
Lineage: Eukaryota; Viridiplantae; Streptophyta; Magnoliopsida; Asterales; Asteraceae
Product: F-box protein At4g00755-like
Exons: 6
Coding region: 118-1260 (380 amino acids)
Molecular function (GO): protein binding
Source: RefSeq, a predicted model, not a curated record
GGCUUCACUCUUCCUUCAUCCAUCAUCAUCAAUAUAUCUUUUACAGCAAAAUACAAAACCUGCGUUGUUCUCACCACCGCAUCCUCCCCCCCUCCAAGAAUUCGUAGAGAUAACUCAAUGGAAGAUUGUUGUGAUUUUAUACAAUGGCUUGGAGCUGAUAUGUCUAUAAAGAUACUUAUGUGUUUAGAUAACCCAACCGACCUUGUUCGCGCUACCGCUGUUUCAAGCUCUUGGCGUCACUUUGUUGUUGAGAAUGGUCUUUCUAAGAAUCUUUGUAUUCGAAUGUUCCCUGAAAUAUCGAGUGUUUCUCAUGUUAUCGAAGUGAAUGAUAGGAUAGAGCCUUUACGAGUUAAUGGGCAUGAAAGUAGUAUGGAAAGGUCAUGCUUGGAGAGGGAGCAUAGGGUGUAUGCGUUUUUAGCGAGAGGGUUCACCUCGUUUAUGAGAAAAGAUUGCAUCUUGGAAGCAAUUGUUGCAUCUAGUACCGAUAAUUAUCCUCAAGAAAGCAUUCAUAACACGUUGCAACCAGGUGACAGGGUCGAUCAAAGAGCUUCUUAUUGGUCAAGUGAAGGUGAAGUUGAUCCUGCGGUUCCUGAAACAUUAGUAUAUAAGCUCGUUGCAAAUUUGUGUGUGAUCACAGAAAUCCACAUACAUCCCUUCCAAGCAUACUUUCAGUUUGGUUUUCCCAUUUAUGCUGCAAAAGCUGUGAGAUUUCGGUUGGGGCAUCUGAAGCCUGCAUAUGAAUUUGAAGAUGACCUUAAAGACGAGCCAUCACCUGCUCUGAGGUUUAUCAGUGAGAAUGUUGUGUGGACAUAUACAUCACCAUCAUUUCCAAUGGCACAGGAGAACCGUCUGCAAAAGUUUAAGCUACCAGAACCUGCUCUAUGUAUCGGAGGGAUCUUGCAAGUAGAGUUACUGGGUAGGGUUCAGAAACAAGAAAUGGAUGAAAAAUACUAUAUAUGUGUGUCGCAUGUUCAAGUUGUUGGGCGCCCUCUUUCACCAGCAUUUGAUGUCGAUAUAAUUGAUCCCAGUGGGAAAUGUACACUGAAAUAUUACCCAAAUGCAGAGUAUUGUUGUUCACCCAUAAACUCUGAAGGUGAGGCAAGUAACAGCCCAUCUCGUUUCCGAUCAUUCACUGCAAGCAUAAGAGGUUGGGAACAAAUGAUUUUCAACACAUUACUUGGCCGUGGAGUGGUGGUUGGUAAUGAUGAUUCAGAUGAUGAGAUCGCUGGCAUUGCAUAUCGAGUAGCUAAUAAUAACUGACGUAGUGGGCAGUAUACGAGUAAAUUCUCCUUUUUCUUUGUUUUUUAUUUUAUUUUAAAUUUAGUUUGAUAUUUUUCUUCUCUCUUUUCUUAAGCAUAUCUGUGCUUCGUGUUCCUACGUACAAAGUCACAAAUAAUCGGGGUCCUAUAGAAGGCUUUCUCAUCCGACGUGCUUGUGUUAUGCAGUUGGGUUGCAACAAUUUACAUAAUGACAUCUUCAUAACAUUUUUUA